CACCAACAAUGAGUAAGACGAUUUAUUUUGUCAUUACCGUUGUAUAAUUUCUUUUGUUACGUCAUAUUUUUGUGGUAUUAUGAAACAACACGUUGUUCCAUCCGUAAAGACCCAUUUAUCUCACAUUUGUAGUAUGUACAGCUAUAAAUACAUUGGAAUAGUAGAACUGUUCUUAGAUCGAGGGAAGUAAGAUCUAUUUUAAAGGGUAGCGCCCCGGUGUGUCUUCUGACCCCGUAUACGCGCCGGUGAUUCCUCUAGAUACGUAUGGUACGCGCAGAAAUUUUUCCGAAGCACCGGUGUCGAGAGGAACACGUUUCUCUUUGCUUUUUCUCGCGCACGCAAGACCAUCCGUACCGUACCUCAUCGUUCGUCUUACGGAAACUUUUUUCUAUUUAUCCCCUCUAUUUAUCUCAUCUAGUGCGGUCGCAACUUAGCCUCGACCUCAGCAUUCUUUCAUUGAGGUCUUAACCACGUGCGAUUUAAUUCACGAUGCCAAAUUUACGAUCAUUGGUUUUACCUAUAUUGGCUGCUGUGGGAACAAUAGCUGUAAUAGGAUUAGCAGUAAAAUUAUACAAAAGCUGGAGCAGUGAUAAGAAAAAGAAAUCCCCGAUUUUAUUAGUUGAUCCAGUUGUUAAGUACAGUUUACCUUUAAUGCAGAAGGAUGUAAUAAGCCAUGAUACGAGGAAGUUCAGGUUUAAGUUGCCAACAUCGGAUCAUGUGCUGGGAUUGCCGAUUGGCCAACAUGUACAUAUAACAGCAAAAAUUGGAGAGGAAGUUGUUAUACGUUCUUAUACGCCUGUCUCAAGUGACGAUGACCAGGGCUAUGUAGAUCUUGUUAUUAAGGUCUAUUUCAAAAAUGUGCAUCCGAAAUUCCCUGAAGGAGGAAAACUGUCUCAGUACUUAGAUAACUUAAAGAUUGGAGAAACGGUAGAUUUCAGGGGACCUUCUGGGAGGCUCGUUUAUAAAGGCCAGGGGAAAUAUUGUAUAAAAAUUUUAAGGAAGGAUCCACCAGUAGAAUAUAACGUUAAAAAGGUUGUAAUGUUGGCUGGUGGGACAGGAAUCACGCCUAUGCUGCAGUUAAUACGUGCUAUAGUAAAAGAUCCUACGGAUGAGACUCAGGCUUCUCUACUUUUCGCUAAUCAAACGGAGAAAGACAUAUUACUGCGAGACGAAUUAGACGAUAUUGCGAAAAAUCAUCCUAAUAAGUUAAAACUGUGGUACACAGUAGACAGUAGCAGCGAGAACUGGCCGUACAGUACAGGUCACAUAAACGCAGAUAUGAUAAAAGAUCAUAUGUUCCCUCCGUCUCCUGAUACGUUAGUACUUAUGUGCGGCCCACCUCCGAUGAUCAAUUUCGCUUGUAAUCCGAAUCUCGACAAACUCGGUUACGACUCGAAACUACGAUUCGCAUAUUAAAGCGACGAAUUACUCUGUCGCUACAUUCGAUGCAUUGUAGAUCGCAUUCGGCUUUUUUAGUACCUACGUCCUCUUGUUAAAAUUCAUUACACUAAUUUUUUUCACAGUGUUCUUUUUAUAAUUUUCUACCGAACAAUUGUUCGUGAAUAUCGAAUGUCAAAUGACUUGGCAAUACCGGUUGAUACAAAUUAGAUAUGAUAAUAUCUUCAUAUC
Ceratina calcarata is the source of this 1629-nucleotide messenger RNA. RefSeq names its product NADH-cytochrome b5 reductase 3. NCBI's taxonomy places the organism in Eukaryota, Metazoa, Arthropoda, Insecta, Hymenoptera, Apidae. Gene Ontology annotation, cellular component: mitochondrion. The transcript has 4 exons. The record is from RefSeq and is a predicted model, not a curated record. The coding region runs from base 490 to 1416 and encodes 308 amino acids. Gene Ontology annotation, molecular function: oxidoreductase activity; FAD binding.